AUGUAUAGCGCUUACGGAAGAAACAUCGCAAAAAAAUACGCGCCAAGAUACGCACAACAAAAUAGAUUAUUUCAUAACAUGAAUGGUAACGGUAACGGCACUGAAAAUCCAGAAAUUCUUAAAGGAGUAAAAGGAAAUAUUAGUUUGAUAUUUACAACUCUUGGUUUAGUUGGAGGGGGUGGGGUUGGAUUGAUUCACAUUAUUAGAGGUGAAAUUAAAGAAGCGCUUAAACCUCUCGAAACAAAGAUUGACAUGAUGGACAAAAGAUUGGAAAGAUUAGAAAAUCAUUUCUAUAAAUUUUCCGAAGAUAUGGGACAUAUAAAAGCACUCUUAACGAAAUAA
Molecule: messenger RNA, 342 nt
Organism: Funneliformis geosporum
Lineage: Eukaryota; Fungi; Glomeromycota; Glomeromycetes; Glomerales; Glomeraceae
Source: the annotation of a GenBank genome assembly